AUGAAUAGCACACGUGGUGCUCCUAUAUUUAUUCGUUUAUGGACAACUUGGUGCCCUCAUUGCAGAAAAUUUGAGCCUGAUUGGAUUCAACUUACCCAAACACCUGAAGUAAACAAAUCGGUUAUGUUUGCAAGUAUCGAAUGUGAUGCAUCUAGAGCUCUAUGUAAAAAAUUCGAAGGCGAAAAUUAUCCUCGUCUUUAUUGGUAUGAUACAGAAAGUUACAAAGUAGAUAGAUACUUUGGUGAACGUUCCGUUUCUCAUAUGACUGAAUUCAUCAAAAAACAAUUUUCUCCAACUUUACUCGAAAUCAACAAUAAUCAAACAGAACUCGACGUAUACAUAAACAGAUCAAACUCUAUACCAGCAUUUGUACUCUAUCUUUCAUCUAAAAUUGACGCAGAAACUACAUUAAAGUAUAAAGAAACUUAUGUCAAUAUCAGCCAUCUCUUUAGAAGAACAGAGUUACCAUUCAUAGUUGCAUAUGACUUAAAUGAAACCACAAAGCCAGUUUUCGGAGUUUUCGCAGCUCCAGAUUAUUUCAUAGAAUAUUCUGGUGAUUUCUUUAAUAUGGAUUACGUUACAGACUUUAUUACAAAGCGUUCAUUCUCAUACCAUACAGAAUUGAACGGAUACAUACUUAAGAGCAUGGAAUUAUAUGAUUACUCUUAUUUAAUGUCGAUUGAGAGAGGAAAUCCAGAACCAAAUGACUCUCUUCUUAGAGAACUCCAUAAUGUCAUGCCAUUGACCACUCUAAACUGCAGUACUCAGAAUGGAUAUUUUUGCAAAUAUUUCGGAGUCGAUAAAGGUGAAACAGAAAGGAUGAUUGGCAUUCUCGAUUGGAAGGGAAAGCAUUACUGGAUAUAUAGAGGCGAAAUGAACAUUGAAUCAAUAAAGAAUUGGAUCAAAUCUGUUUCAGAAGGAAAAAUCAAAGGAAGUGGUCCAGGAACAGGAUUUCUGAGUAAUUUUAAGAGUUAUUAUUACGAAUAUAGAGCAGGAGGAUCAGCAAAUGUGCUUAUUAACUUCGCAUAUGUACCUCUUGCAGUUGUAAUUGUUCUUUCUAUCUUCAUUAUCAUGAAGAAUGAUGUUGAAGAAGAAAGGAAACACACAAAAAAGAUGCUUGAGAAACAGAAAGCAAGAUUAGAAGCUAUCGAAAAGCAGAAGAAACUUGAAGCAGAACAAAGAGCUAAAUCACCUGUAGAUGACCUUCAAACAAAGCCAAAGGCAGAUUAG
Trichomonas vaginalis G3 is the source of this 1230-nucleotide messenger RNA. Its product is annotated as cell redox homeostasis. The transcript has a single exon. Gene Ontology annotation, biological process: protein folding. Bases 1 to 1230 code for a protein of 409 amino acids. The record is from RefSeq and is a predicted model, not a curated record. Gene Ontology annotation, cellular component: endoplasmic reticulum. NCBI's taxonomy places the organism in Eukaryota, Parabasalia, Trichomonadida, Trichomonadidae. Gene Ontology annotation, molecular function: protein disulfide isomerase activity.